CUCAGCGGCAUCGGCGUCGCGUCCCACGCCACGCUACGCCGACCUCGACCCACCGCUCCCGGGCCUACCUUCCUUCCGGACCGGUUCUCCUCUCCGCUUACCACACGGACUCGCCGCCUCGCCGGUCUCCUCACCGUGCCUCCGGCGGAUCGCAUCGCAUCGCCGCAACCAAGCUCCCGACGACGACCUAAACGUUCUCCCCUCCGGUGGUAAGCGCGGAGACUUCUAUACUGAUCGAAAUAAACUGCUUGGAGUUGCAAUGGACAAACUUAUGAGCACGGCGGACAAAGACGACUAUAAUUUUCGGUGUAACCUGUGCGACACAGAGGUUGUACAUAGCAUGACAGAACUCUUACUCCGUGGAUUGGCCACAGCUUCGGUGGACAACACCAUUGGCGACAUCUUCAAGAGCCCAUCUUCUGUAGCUGUUGGUGUGAAGACCGAGCUUGAAGGUUAUCUGUUUCUAAGAACUGAAACGCUUGUUCGUGAAUCUGUGAAUGGAGGUGAGGAUCAUUUGGAUCAGUUGAUGAAAGCAUCCACCAGGCCAACCGAGUUCCUGUCAGACUUGAUUGAUGACUUUGUGGCUUCGAAAAGGAACUUGCUGAGCCAUGUGUCUGGGUUUUUGUUGAGUGAAAGCCGCUUGAACAAAAUUAAAGACUUCAUGCAAAAGAUGGAGACGGAGAAUAUCUGGGCACUGGAUGGAAGGAAGGCUACUGCAGAGACUAUUCUUGAGACCAUAGACAUGAAAUGCAUUUUCCAUUGCCCUGAGAAAUUUGCUGAACAAGAUAAGCUGGUUGACCACAGAAGUCAGUGUAAAUUCAGGGUAGUGAACUGCAAAAAUGAUGGAUGUUUAGCUUCAUUUUCUGCUAUUCAUAUUGAUGAGCAUGACUCCAUAUGCCCAUUUAAGGCCCUACCAUGUGAGCAGCUGUGCCAGCAACAUGUUAUGCGCUGCGAGAUGGACAAACAUUGUGCAACAGUUUGCCCUAUGAAACUUACGAACUGCCCUUUUUACCAUGUUGGCUGUGAAACAGCCUUUCCACAGGGUACUCUUGAUAAGCAUUGUUCGAAGUUACUUCAAACCCAUCUGCUUUAUGUUCUUCAAGCAACUACAAGACGUGAUGCUUCCGUUAAUGACAUGAAUCAACGGUUACAACACCUUGAGAAGGCUCAGUCACUUAACGAACUCUCUGGGGCUUUAGAGGUCAAGUCCCUCACUCUGACAAUAAAGGAGCAAGAAGCAAAGAUCAAGAAACUCGAACGCGAUAUCAAAAUGCAAGAGGCAAAGAUGAAGAAGCUUGAGAACGAGUUUAGGUCAGGGAAAGCAUGAUAACCGUAGUAAUCAUAGACUUACUAGACAAACCAGGGUGGCAUACUUUAGGACCUGUAAAUAAUCACUGGCACUACCAUACAGUUUGCAAUCAUGUUUUCCUAUGCUCAUGUACGAACCACGAAGGACUCUAGGGUUUAGAAAAGUCAGCUUAUCUUGGAUUAUCUUCUUAAUUUGAUGUGAUUGACGUUUGAUACUUUCAAUUUCACAUAGUAAAUACUUGGGUUUUUGUUGGUUUGAGGUGUAUCGGGAUCAUCUGUGAUCUCCUUGUUGGUUUUGUCCCAGGGUGGGCUGUCAUGUAAAUGAUAUUGGGGUGUUUGAUGUGUAAUUUAACAGAGCUGAACAGUGGCAUAGUUAUUAUUGAUGAACUA
This is a messenger RNA of Phragmites australis (common reed), 1698 nucleotides long. RefSeq lists its product as uncharacterized. The transcript is spliced from 3 exons. Lineage: Eukaryota; Viridiplantae; Streptophyta; Magnoliopsida; Poales; Poaceae. Gene Ontology annotation, molecular function: zinc ion binding. Bases 260 to 1327 code for a protein of 355 amino acids. The record is from RefSeq and is a predicted model, not a curated record.